Akanthomyces muscarius is the source of this 426-nucleotide messenger RNA. RefSeq lists its product as uncharacterized. The transcript has a single exon. Gene Ontology annotation, biological process: transmembrane transport. The record is from RefSeq and is a predicted model, not a curated record. Gene Ontology annotation, cellular component: membrane. Lineage: Eukaryota; Fungi; Ascomycota; Sordariomycetes; Hypocreales; Cordycipitaceae. The coding region runs from base 1 to 426 and encodes 141 amino acids. Gene Ontology annotation, molecular function: xenobiotic transmembrane transporter activity; antiporter activity.
AUGGCUUUGCGAUCUUGGAUUGGCUCUCUGGUUACCUCGGACCCGGACGUUGUCGCGGCCACGGCUACGGUCCUCCCUGUCAUCGCCGUCUUCCAGGUGCUCGUCCCGUCAAAUGCCAGGGCACUGGGCAUCCUCAGAGGUGCGGGAAGGAGCCAUAUCUCUGGGACUUGUAAUACACUUGCAUGCUGUGGGGUGGGGAUAUCGCUUGGCUGGGUGCUGGAAUCCCAGCUUGGCUGGGGCCUGGUCGGGUUGUGGAUUGGAAUCAUAUGUGGCAGUGGCGUGCUGCUCAUUCUACUAACUGCGUUUAAACUAACACUGCCGUGGAAAAUCAUUGCUCUAGCAGCUUCUGGCAAAUGGAAUGAAAUGUCAGAUAUCCGACUCGCGGGAUUCCUGCGCAGCAGCAUCUUUUGCCGAACGGGAGGCUAG